AUGGCUGAGAUGGAAGAAGAAAUAGAGGAAAUGACUGCCCUUUCCCUUGGCAGUGGAUCUACUAGCAACAGCAAGCACUCCAAAUCUAAGCGAGGCACUGGCUCCAAUUCCAAUCCAAAACCGCCUGUCCAACUCGCCUUGUUCCCAGAUCAAGACAGCGAUGAUCACGGCGAUGGUCAUCCAAGGAAGAAGCUACGGCUUAGCGCUGAACAGGUGACGGUGCUCGAAGGUGUCUACGAAGAACAUUGCAACCUUGACGCGAUUGUGAAGCAAGGGCUGGCGAAGAGGCUGGACAUAAAACCACGCCAAGUCGAAGUCUGGUUUCAGAACAGAAGAGCCCGGAGCAAGCAGAAGCAGACGGCAGAGGAUUAUGAGCAUCUCAAGAGAAAGUCCCAAGGGCUAAUCAAGGAGAACCAGAAGCUGAAGAUGGAGCUGCAACAACUGAUGAGUAUUUCUCAGCGUGACAAUACUAAAAAUGGCUUCAACUUAGUUGCCGUGUGCUCAUUCUGCGAUAAAAUCUUCAGAGAUCACCAUGGCCAAAAGAAAUUGUAA
Molecule: messenger RNA, 552 nt
Organism: Aegilops tauschii subsp. strangulata
Lineage: Eukaryota; Viridiplantae; Streptophyta; Magnoliopsida; Poales; Poaceae
Product: homeobox-leucine zipper protein HAT3-like
Biological process (GO): regulation of DNA-templated transcription
Molecular function (GO): DNA-binding transcription factor activity, RNA polymerase II-specific; sequence-specific DNA binding
Source: RefSeq, a predicted model, not a curated record